CACGCACUGGCGCACGCGCACGGCGGGGCGCGGCAAGGCCCGUGGCACGCGGGGCCGACCCGCCGGCCCGGCGUCAGGCCAUGGGGAGGAUCUCAUUUGUGAGGGCUCUGUGAGAGGCAUCUGCAGGGAGAGAAUACCCUUUUGGACAUCCUGGUUGGGGCAGAGCUGACGCUGUGGGCUUCUAGGCAAGACGGGUUUUACUCAGAAGAGCACGAACACCACUGAGAAAAAGCAAUGGAGCGCCUGGCCUCCUUCAGUAGUGACCCUUUCGAUAAGCCUCCAUGCCGAGGUUGCUCUUCAUACCUCACAGAGCCCUACGUUAAGUGUGCUGAGUGUGGGCCUCCUCCCUUCCUCCUGUGUUUGCAGUGUUUCACACGAGGAUUUGAAUACAAGAAACAUCAAAGCGAUCACACUUAUGAGAUAAUGACUUCUGAUUUUCCUGUCUUGGAUCCUAACUGGACAGCUCAAGAAGAAAUGUCUCUCCUAGAAGCUGUGAUGGACUGUGGAUUUGGAAACUGGCAGGACGUAGCCAACCAGAUGUGUACCAAAUCCAAGGAAGAGUGCGAGAAACAUUAUAUGAAACACUUUAUCAACAAUCCCUUGUUUGCAUCUACAUUACUGAACCUGAAGCAGGUGGAGGAGGCACAGCACAACGAAACAGCUAUUCCUUUCCACUCUGCUGAUGAUCCCCCACGGCCUACUUUUGAUUCCUUGCUCUCCAGGGAUAUGGCUGGGUACAUGCCAGCAAGAGCUGACUUUGUUGAGGAGUUUGACAACUAUGCUGAAUGGGAUUUGAGAGAUAUUGAUUUUGUAGAAGAUGAUUCAGAUAUUCUGCAUGCCCUGAAGAUUGCAGUUGUAGAUAUCUACCACUCCAGGUUAAAGGAAAGACAGAGAAGAAAAAAAAUUAUAAGAGACCACGGCCUGAUCAACCUCAGAAAGUUUCAGAUUUUGGAAAGGCGAUACCCAAAGGAAGUUCAAGACCUCUAUGAAACAAUGAGACGAUUUGCCCGCAUUCUUGGGCCAGUGGAGCAUGACAAGUUCAUUGAAAGCCAUGCAUUGGAAUUCGAGCUGCGGAGGGAAAUCAAGCGACUACAGGAAUACAGAGCAGCAGGAAUCACCAACUUCUGUAGCGCCAGAACCUACGAUCACCUGAAGAAGACGCGGGACGAGGAGCGGCUGAAGCGCACGAUGCUGUCUGAGGUGCUGCAGUACAUCCAGGACAGCAGCGCCUGCCAGCAGUGGCUCAGCCGACAAGCUGACAUUGAUUCUGGCCUGAGUCCCACGGUACCAGUUCCUUCCAAUUCAGGCAGACGAAGUGCCCCACCACUGAACCUCACAGGCCUCCCAGGCACCGAGAAACUUAAUGAGAAGGAGAAAGAGCUCUGUCAGAUGGUGAGGUUGGUCCCUGGAGCCUAUUUAGAAUAUAAAGCUGCUUUAGUGAACGAGUGCAACAAACAAGGAGGCCUGAGACUGGCACAGGCUAGAGCACUCAUCAAGAUCGAUGUGAACAAAACCAGGAAAAUCUAUGACUUCCUUAUCAGAGAAGGGUACAUCACCAAAGCCUGACAGGCAGCGGCGCUCCGGCGGGAGCAGCCAGGUGUGGAGAUGCUUUGAAGUCACUUUGGCAGCGCUGGAAGGUUUUGACAGUGUUGAAUGAAGGACAUUUCCUUUUGUUUAAAAUCUUUUGGGGCUUUUUUGGUUUUUGUAAAAACAAGUUGGGAACUUUGUUACAUGGUAUGAAUGCUGACAUUUGUCUGUCUGGUCUCCUGUGGACUCUGUUGUUAGAACGGCACAGCCACGGAGCGCUGGGAAGAAUCAUCUGCCACAUAAGCUGAUCUUAACUGUGAACAGGCAUUCGGUUCUAACACCUCCAGGAACUAAAGAGAGCCACGGUACUUUAAUGCUGACAGUGACACAGAAUAAGGACAGAAGAGCAGCACGUAACGAGAAUCACACUUUGACUUUGUGCGAGUGCAGGGGCAGAGAAAUGCAGUCCCCUCCCUUCUUGUACUCCUUCCUAAAACAGUGGCAGCUUUCAAAGGAGAUAGCACAUGCCUGAGGGGAUAAAAAUAGAGCUUGCAGUGGUCCAGUCUUUUUAACUUAAUUGUGAUAAAGGAUGGGAGAGGACAUUGCAGGCAAGCUCCUCAACAGUUGUUACUUCUAUAUGAUAUUAGCACAUAUCACAGCGUGAGAGCACUGCACAAGCCAAUGAGCCUCAUCUGCUCACUGCCUGAUUUGCCAUUGUCAAGUUCUAUCUAAUCCCUCAGUUCAAGUCCUCGCUGCUCCAGCCCGUUGGAAAGGCUGGAUGUUACACCCAGAGCAGCCUUUGGGAACAUAAACACAGACACUCAGUACUCUGAUGUUCUAUCACCCAAGAUAAGGAGCGAAGAGCAUGACAAAGUGCCCAGAGCAGCCUCCUUGGCUGCCCUCCUGCUCACAGCCUCCUGCUCACAGCCUCCUGCAGCGACAGCCAGUGACCAACAGAGCAAUGAUGAGGUGCCACAAGUUACCACAUGCUCCCCCCAACCUGCCACAUCAGAUGAUCUGUUUGUACGACUUCAGCACAAAACGUUUGGAUUUGACAACACAGUUGGAUGCUGAAAGAUGGUUCUUUUCAGGUGCAGCUUGGGGUAGUUUACUGAAGGGUAAAGUCAUUGUCAAACAGCUUCCAUUACUGACAGAUAACACUGAAAUAAUGUCCCACGGGUCACCUGACAGCCAGAGCAGGUGUGACGUUGGGUGCUCCCAAGUUUGGGAUCUCAUAUGGAAAAGCCUGAGCUACAACUAACUGACACCUAUUUAAGGUGUGUAGGUUUGGGGUCUGGUCUUUUUUCUUCCCAAGAGUAAGUAUCCUGUGAUGCUGAGGUACCAUUGAAUGUGAAGUAUUUUGGUUCGUAAUAAAAUCAAAAUGACUUAAUCUUAUACCUACAUUACUGGACAAGGAGUCAGACUGUAAAGGUCAUGCAGCUGCCUGUAUCAAUAUCCAUCAGCAUCUCUCCAUGAGGGAGGAGGUGAAGGUGCAACAGCAGCCGUGGGGAUGUCACCACUGAAUUACCUGGGAAAUACUCCUGUCUCAAGAAAAGCAGCAACACACUACAUGUUGAAGAUAAAUGUCUGUAGGAAUUGAGACUGUAUAGACUGGGAAUGCCAAG
Molecule: messenger RNA, 3152 nt
Organism: Colius striatus (speckled mousebird)
Lineage: Eukaryota; Metazoa; Chordata; Aves; Coliiformes; Coliidae
Gene: TADA2A
Product: transcriptional adaptor 2A
Exons: 16
Coding region: 235-1566 (443 amino acids)
Biological process (GO): regulation of transcription by RNA polymerase II; chromatin remodeling
Cellular component (GO): SAGA-type complex; nucleus
Molecular function (GO): zinc ion binding; transcription coactivator activity; chromatin binding
Source: RefSeq, a predicted model, not a curated record